ACACACACACAAAACUACACACACAAUGGCACUUGGACAACCUAUAAACCUUAAAAAAUGGAUUGAAGAGAAUGGCGAGCUCUUGCAACCACCAGUCAACAAUUUCUGUCUUCAUCGUGGCGGUUUCACUAUUAUGAUUAUUGGUGGACCCAAUGAACGUAAUGAUUACCAUAUUAACCAGACUCCAGAAUAUUUCUACCAGUUGAAAGGAACUAUAUGUUUGAAGGUUGUUGAUGAUGGUGAAUUCAAGGAUAUUUACAUUCAUGAAGGAGACUCAUUCCUUUUACCUGCUAAUACCCCUCAUAAUCCAUGUCGUUAUGAAAACACCAUUGGUCUCGUGGUUGAGCAAGAUAGACCAGAGGGAAUGAAUGAUGGGAUCAGAUGGUAUUGUGCUAAAUGUGAAAAUAAGAUUUUUGAAAAGGAAUUUUAUUUAACCGAUUUAGGUACUCAGAUUAAAGAUGCCAUUGUUGCAUUUGAUAGCAAUUUGGAUGCAAGAACUUGUAAAAAAUGUGGACAUGUCAAUAUUUCAAAGAGAUGAUUAUGUAUAUGACUAUAAGACUUUUAGACUAUGAGACCAUAAAAGUAUGAGACUAAGACUAUGAGAUUGAGACUAUGUGACUAUGAGACUAUUAGACUAUAACAAUAUAUGACUAUUCUAGUUUCGUUUUCUUGAUGUAUAACUGUUCUCCUUUGUAGAAUAACCAAUCAACAGCCUGUUCAACAGGCUCAUCUAUAACACGAGGAAGGAUGGGAAUUGUUCCUAAUCCAAUAAGAACAGCACCAUACUUUUGUAGUACAGUAAUGCCAGAUUUUUUGAAUAAAGAGUCGGAAUAAUGGACUAUAUUGUGAAUAGUCAAUGCCGGAAUUGCCAUGGAUGCAAUACCCUGAAAUACGCCUCUCUUUAACGCACUCAAUCUCCAAUCUGAAUCAACCAAGCUAUGGCUAGAUACAAACUCCUGUGAUGAUUGUACAUCAACAUUGGGCACGGUGUCCCAGGGUCUUAACCCUGGAGUGAAUGUACCUUCCGACUUACGUUUUGUUAACCAUGCAGCAUAGGAAAUAUCACCAAUAAAGUAUAGCCAAGAUAUGACAUACCCCAGUUUUACCAAGUAUGGAUGAGCAACUGGACGAAAUGAUUCUCCAAUAUCAGAACUAUAUGCCACAUAUCGGUAUCUUCUUGCUGCUUUUAGGAUGGUUUUGAGUCGGUUUGCAUAUGCAGCGUAUCUUAUCCCCGAUUCCUGUUCGGAGGCAGUGAUGUCACUCACAGAAGUAACACUCUUUUCUUCGCUCUUUGCAGACAUUGUAAUAAAAGAAGCGUUUUUUUUGUAAUAUCUCACAUAGAACGAGUUGCAAUUGAAGUUAAAGGGCGGUAAUAUGCAUGAAUUAGCUUUUAAUAGUUAUAUAGUGAAAUCUGAGGGGUGAAUUGUUUCUGUGCAGUAUUUUUAUUUUUUUUUUCUCCAUUGUGCACUUUAAUUUUGCCUUCUUAGUAGAAGCAAGACCACUGAUAACAAACGCAAUACAUCACCAUGAAGUUCACAUUAGUCAUUAGAUUCACGAAUUCGGAAUCUACAUCUGAUCAAGUUCAUGAUUUAUCCAUUCCUCUAGGAAUAAAUUUCGAAAGGGAUGACGUAAACAAGUUAGUCACGACCAACUGGAUAAAAUCAACCAUACGAAGCAAAGUCCCACAAUGUCGUGAGAAUAGAUUAAGAUUGAUCUAUAAUGGUAGAGUACUCAACGAGAAUACUGAUUUCAAAAAGGAAGUAUUCAUUUCUCGAUUACAUCAAGAACAGGCUAGUACGGAAGCUCCAACGCAAGAGGAUGAAAAGAAAAUAUAUAUUCAUUGCGUUAUUGGGGAGAAAUUAACCCAGGAGCAACUAGCUGAAGAAAACCAGUUAGAUAAUAGACCACAAGAAGUCACAACCACUCCACAGACAAUCUCUUUUGAUAGAUUGUUACAACAAGGUUUUUCUCAAGAAGAUGUCGACGAUUUAAGACGGCAAUUUUAUCUGAUAUACGGAGGUUCCAGCGCCACAAGACGAGGCGGUGACGAUCAGAUCACUGAUGUUGAGGAAGAAGAACAACGACAAAGAAGAUUGCGGGAAUUAGAAGAAAGAUGGAUAGAGUCAACUUAUAACACCGAAGCUACCGAUGCACCCCGUCCCCAAUCUCGAAGAACCGAGACUCAAGACACAGACGCAGCACCACCACAACCUCUGUUAGAUCUCGAAGAAAGUCGCGUCAAUGAAGAUAUCCUUGUUGGAUUCUUGCUCGGCGUUUUCUUGGGUGUAAUCGGAGCAGUGUUCUUUUUGGUUGACGAUACAGUGUUUAAUAAACGUCAACGGAUGUCAUUGAUAGCUGGUCUAUUGGUAAAUUGCAGUCUUGCAAUAGCAAGGGGCAAAUGGAUAUAGUUUCUACAUAGAAUUAAUAAAUUUAAGGGUGUUAAUGUUUGAUCUACCAGCCCUCACCAAUCUUCAUAUAUUACAAGUAAUAUGGUUAAAAAUCAAUGAAAGGGCACUAAGAUGAUCGUUAAAGGGUCCAUGUAAACACGGAUGUUACUCUCGCCAGGAACUUGACGCUCGCCAACUCGUAGGUAUAUCUGAAAAAGACAAGCAACACGGUAAUAGUUCUGGCUGCCGCAC
This is a messenger RNA of Spathaspora passalidarum NRRL Y-27907, 2639 nucleotides long. RefSeq lists its product as uncharacterized. Gene Ontology annotation, biological process: protein processing. NCBI's taxonomy places the organism in Eukaryota, Fungi, Ascomycota, Pichiomycetes, Serinales, Debaryomycetaceae. The coding region runs from base 1527 to 2408 and encodes 293 amino acids. Gene Ontology annotation, cellular component: endoplasmic reticulum; Dsc E3 ubiquitin ligase complex. The record is from RefSeq and is a predicted model, not a curated record. The transcript has a single exon.